Ostreobium quekettii is the source of this 1536-nucleotide messenger RNA. Lineage: Eukaryota; Viridiplantae; Chlorophyta; Ulvophyceae; Bryopsidales; Ostreobiaceae. The record is from the annotation of a GenBank genome assembly.
AUGCAGCCCUGGGGCUGGGAUGGCGAGCACGACGGCCACGAGUGUGUUUCGGGCCCUUGGAGCCCAGCCGAGGGGCUCCAGAGGGGUCUGGGAGGCACGUCCGGCGACACAGCCGCAAUGGGGACUAAGUAUCGAAAGAUGUCUUCCAAAUACGACUUUGUCAAGGUGCGCGUCUUGCUUUGCGGCAAGGACCACUACUAUGUGCUUUCGCGAUACCUCAUCAGCCGCACCCUGACGGUCACGAAGAUUCCUUACGUCAAGGCGGUCAAAAUAGCGCUGGAACUGAAGAAACACCUCGUUGACAUGAACAUGCUGGCUGUCACCCAGGUUCAGAUGGAGCAGACUCUGUUCAGAAUAAUGGAGGGUAAAGGCUUCGGUGCUCCAUACAUUGAGCGGUACCAGAUGGUGAACCAAUUCUUUCAGGAACGUUGUCCACUCCUGAUACUGAUAUGUGGGGCUCCGUGCACCGGCAAAUCAACACUGGCCCAACAGCUGGCUGCCCGCUUGAAUCUGCCCAAUGUCGUGCAGACUGAUCUUGUGUAUCAGCUGUUGCGCUCGAAUGGGGACUCUCCAGUUCACAGUCUGCCUGUCUGGAAACGCUCAGACUUGACACAGGCAGAGGUUAUCACUGAAUUCAGAAGAGAGUGCUGGGUCGUCAGGAAAGGAGUUGAUGGUGAAGUUAAAAAGGCGUUGAAGGAGGGGAAAUCAAUCAUUCUUGAGGGAGUGCACCUCCAACCAGAUCUGUACAUUCAAGAAUUCACAAAGCACACAUGCCACAGCACGAAGUGCCCCAGCGCAUGUGAAACGAAGGAUGAGUGUCAUGAACAUCCAGGGACCAAAGAACCAUUCGAUUUUCAAACAGCGGAACAGUGCAGGUCGAAGUGCCCUUGUUGCGCCCAGGGCGCUGAUAAUUCAUGUGCUGGCGUUCGGAACUGCAGUGGCUCUCCUGCUUCAAGCGCAAAGGGGCACAGGGGUUUGUGUCACGAAUGUUGCGAUGGGGACUUGCCUUGCUGUGCAGCGCGCAUAGAGUUGGAAAACGGGUGGGAAGAGCAGAGGAGUUAUGCUGAGGAAGAGGUGCCUGAGCCCAUGGUAACAUGUGCUGAGGAAGAGCUGGAAUGUAGUCGUGCCUCAGGUGCCCAAGAAUGGGGGCGGGGCAUAUGUGGCCAUGCAACACCUUUGGGCCGCUCGCCUUGGUCUCUGCCAGCGGCUGGCGGCAACCCGACUUCCUUACGCUUCUGCCAGCAUAAUGCGUCCCCAGCGCGGCCAGUUUUCAUGCCCAUCAUUAUUCAAAUGGAUGAAGAUGACCACGAGCUGUUGGCAACGCAAUGGGCGACCCGGAGUGGCUCAGGAGACCCGUUGCAAGGCGGAGCCGAUUUUCGACAGACAUUCUCACGACUCAGACUGUUGCAGAAACACUUGUGCGAAUGGCAUCCAUCCGGCGUGGCUGUGGUUCGAGUGGGGGUUGCCAGAAUGGCGGAAGCUCUGGACAAGCUUCACGAUCACUUUCUGGACUGUAUACAGAAGUCGAUGGACUGA